ACGCCACGAGCUUCGGGGCCAAAUACAAGAGCCAGCGUGAAACACCACAAGAAUUCUUGGCCCCAGUACACGCAGCGCACAGCCACACACACGUACACCUACUCCCGCGCGCAGACAUGGCAUCAGUAGGCUUCGGCACGGUGGCGCCGGCCGUGGCAUCGCCGGCGGCCAGGACGACGAGCAUGGCGGGGCGCCGCGCACGGUCCUCCACCUUGCACGUCCCCGCCGCGACCAAGGUCGUGACGGCGGCGAAGCAGGGCGGGGAGGAGAAGGGCCUGUUCGACACCAUCUUCGGCGCGCUGUACAAGGAGGAGCAGCUGCUGGAGACGGACCCCAUCCUGAACAAGGUGGCGGGCGGCAAGGCCCCCGCCGCCCCGGCGCCCAAGAAAGCCGCCGCCGCUCCGCCGGAAGCGAGCGGCGGCAACGGCGGGUUCAGCCUCGGCGGGUUCUUCUCCAAGCCCAAGACCAAGAAAGGGUGAACGUUAGUUAAACUUGAAUUGUUUUAAGCUGCUCCUACUUGCUUGCUUGCAUGUAAAUUGCAUACUGAUUGUGUGCAGGUUGUUCUCAGCCGCCUCCAUUGUAAAGUGCUUACUGCUUGUUAUAUAUAGCAUUGAUUCAGAAAAGCCACCUAUUUUUUUUUUCUGAAACAAAAACAUCAAAAAACAUCAACGUACGUAACUGUCUAAUUCAUUCUUUUCAGCUGA
Sorghum bicolor (sorghum) is the source of this 704-nucleotide messenger RNA. RefSeq lists its product as uncharacterized. The transcript has a single exon. NCBI's taxonomy places the organism in Eukaryota, Viridiplantae, Streptophyta, Magnoliopsida, Poales, Poaceae. The record is from RefSeq and is a predicted model, not a curated record. The coding region runs from base 117 to 479 and encodes 120 amino acids. Gene Ontology annotation, cellular component: chloroplast.